Molecule: messenger RNA, 1746 nt
Organism: Ramularia collo-cygni
Lineage: Eukaryota; Fungi; Ascomycota; Dothideomycetes; Mycosphaerellales; Mycosphaerellaceae
Exons: 3
Coding region: 1-1746 (581 amino acids)
Cellular component (GO): mitochondrion
Source: RefSeq, a predicted model, not a curated record
AUGCAAUGUAACWGGGCCUGGAGAUGGCUUCGCACAUCAUCCGGUCUCGUCCCAGGAGCGAGAGCAGCAGCGUACAGCACGCUUCGGAACGCUUCAGCUCGGAGACCCACAUCUCAGGCGACUGCCCACAUGCCAGCGGACAUGGAACACCCCGAGCAUCUGUUCCAUUACACAUCCGGUCGCUGGCUAUAUAACGAACAGCGGCGGAUGCAAGAGCGAGAGCGGAUCUUCAAUGUCGAUGAGCUAAAGCGCUUGGCGGCCGAGGCAGUCUCGAAAACUGUCGAAGACGUCGUCUACUUUGACAAGCUGGGUGAGGGCGGUGCCAAUCGUGCAUUUGUCCUGCACAUGAAAGACGGCACGCGACUUGUAGCUCGCAUUCCGUAUGUGAACACCGCACCGAGAGAACUAGCAGUCGCAAGUGAAGCCGCAACCAUGUCUUUCAUCCGCUCCCAUGGUAUUCCAGUCCCGCAGAUUCACGCCUAUUCGACGUCGGCAAACAACCCCGCCGGAAUAGAGUACAUCAUAAUGGAAUAUAGCCCUGACACUAACCUGUCCGACUUAUGGUUUGACAUGAACGAGCAGGAUCGUAGCAAGUUCAUAACAAGUCUAGUCUCGCUCGAAGCCCAAUUGUURAACAUACGCCUCCCAGCAAACGGCAGCAUAUACUUCCUCCGGGACCUGCCUGCAAAUGCGGACCGAGUGGCGAUCGACGACGACUCCGAGAGUGCGGACUCUUUCGUUGUUGGCCCUAGCACUAGUCCAAGUCUCUGGCGCGGAAGGAGGGGCGGCCUCGAUGUAAAUCGUGGACCUUACGUCGAAGCGGAAGCUGUCUUGACCGCUGGGGCCAAAAAAGAAAUCGCCUACCUAGAGCAGUUCGGCCGCCCUCUAUUUCCAUACGAUCGUAUUCGGAGGGAGACAUUUCAACUCGAAAAGCAAUUGCCUUCUGUCCAUCUCGACAGUCUACGGAAAUAUCUUACACUGGCUCCAUGUCUCAYCCCAGCAGAUCAUCCCGAGCGCCAAAGGCCCAUUCUCCGCCAUCCUGACCUCCGACCUAGCAACAUCUUCGUUUCCAGCCACUGCGAAAUCACUUCCCUAAUUGACUGGCAACACAGUAGCAUCCUGCCCUUCUUUUUGCAUGCCGGCAUCCCGGACUACUUCAACAAUUCAUCGGAUCCCAUCUCGCAGUCCCUAGAGACCCCCAAGUUACCGCCCGACUUUGACGAAUUACAAGAAGACCAGCGUACCGAGCAAUAUCAGCUAUUUCGCACGCGCCAGCUCCACUACUCUUACGUGGCAGAAACAGCGAAACAGAGCCCCGCUCAUUUUGCCGCUCUCGUCUCCCCUUACUCCAUGAUACGUCGCAGACUCCAUCGACUCUCUAGCGAUCCCUGGGCAGGCGACAACAUCCCCCUUCGAUCCAGUCUAGUUUUCCUCACGCAACGAUGGCAUGAGAUAGUAACUGAUUCGACAAUUCCAUGUCCGAUUCACUUUACCGUGGAAGAUGCGAACGAAUGUCUCGCACUCGAUGAUAGUGAGCGUGAGGCUGAAGAGCAGAUGCGAGAGUCGAUGGAAAUGUUAGGCAUUAGGCCGGAAGGAUGGGUUCCCUAUGAUCAUUACGCGGCGGCGAAUGAGGCUACGCAACGGAUGAAGAGUGAUUGCCUGGAUCUGGCGGAGACGGAAAUCGAACGGAGGGCUAUGACUGAACACUGGGUCUUUGAUGAUAUGGAUGAGGACGAGUAUUGGUAA